AUGGCUUUUUCGGAUUCAACGAUGAGCCUUCAUUCGCCGUCAUCAGGACGAAUUCGGGAACUGUCGAGACUGUACUCUUUCACCGGUACACCAUUGACUCCGGAAACCCAGUCAUCGCCAGGGCACUUCAGAAAUCGUGAUCGCAGCGUGUCCGAUACAGCCGCUUCUCUUACGUCGGAUAUAACUUUGAAAGCUCUCAACCAGCUCGGACUUUAUCGCUUCAACUGUACCCAUUCCUUCACCUGCCUAACACUCGAACAACGAAGACACAUUAUCGCGGAGGCCAGCAACUCCGUUUCAUAUGGGAAGGGGCGACAGAGUCGGGAUUCCGGCAUUGACUUUGGCGGAGACUCGGGAUCGGGGCUCUCUCUGAAUGCUGCGCUGCCUGCAAGUCGGGAUCAGUCCAGCGUGUUCGACAUCACUGACAGUACCGCCAAGGGAGAGUGCUGUAUCAUUCUCGACAUGAGCAAGGAUGAUUCUUUCAAGAGCCACCCCCAUGCUGCGCAAUGGCCCCAUAUGAGAUUCUUUGCCGAAGUACCAUUGUACGACCCCGAAAGAUACGUCCUUGGUACAUAUUGUAUCAUGGAUGAUAGCCCUCGUGCCGUCUUUGAUAAUGCAGACAUCGAGGCUUUACGCGGGAUUGCGGAGUCAAUUGCACAUCAUCUUUGGACUCAACACAAAUAUAGCAGGGCUUCGCGAAUGAUGAGCGGACUUUCGACAUUGGUACAAAGCCCCGGCGAUGAAAAGAACGAAUUUCAACGAAGAGGUAGUCAAGCGCACGUGAAUGUAUUAAGUGGGGGCAACCGUGACGAAGGAGGCACGUCCGGCGUUGUACCUCUUUUAUCACCGACUGGACGGUUAUCUGAUGCGCAAGAAGUCGACAGUGCCCCCAUUCCAACACCGGGCGAAGUAUCACCUUGCACUAUGCGACCACAGCCUUCAGAGGAUAACGAGGCAACUCCAACUGCACCUCCCCAGAAGCAGAAAGAGCCCGAAACGAAAUUCAACCUACCAUCACCUUUACCAUUCGGGGAAUUCAGCGACAGCAUCAACAGGGCCAAAACUACGGAGGAUAGUCGGAGAGCAAGUAGGCUGAUAUCGGUGUCUGAAGCGCCUACGGUUUCGCAACAGAUUUUGACCUUGUUCGCUCGCGCCAGCUCGCUGCUUAGAGAAUGCUUGGAUAUUGAAGGUGUUUUGUUUCUGGAUGCUUCUCGAUCUAAUACUCGAAGAAAUUCGUGCAUCAGCACAAGUAUGUCGGACACAAGCCAGGACACGACGCAUACCGAUACUUCUUCGCAUCCUCCACGAUCUCCCGGUUUGUCUUCUGAUAGUAUAUGGUCGAGUAACGUGGGAAGAUUGUGCGAUGUAUUAGGAUUCGACUUGGACGAGACGUCAGUCAAAAGUGCAAGCACCCCGGCGUUUGGAUUUACAGACGGUUUGAUAUACGACAUCAUCACCGCGUUUCCCCAUGGAGAAAUCUUUAAUGUCCAUGAGCAAGAGAGCCAGGAGGGGGAUGGCGAACCCGGAUUCCCAGGGUUUUCUGCUCGUAGUCAGCUAAUUUCGCAGCUCAGGAGUCGUUUUCCAAGCGCGGAAUCCAUUCUCUUCUUUCCGCUGUGGGAUUGGAACAAAUCCGGAUGGUUGGCUGCUUGCCUCUUGUGGUCAAGAGAAAGCGGACGUUUUAGUACUGAAGAGCUCGAUUACUUGAAGGCCUUCGGUAACUCGGUCGUCUCCCAAGUUGCUCAGACUGAUUUUACAACGAAGGAAAGGGCGAAAUCGGACUUCAUCUCGUCUAUCAGUCAUGAGCUUCGUUCGCCUUUGCACGGCGUUCUCGCCAGCACAGAGUUACUGCAGUCCACGCGCUUGCAGCCUGCUCAACAGGAUAUGAUAAGGAUGGUGGAGACAUGUGGUAUCACGCUACUCGACACUAUGAACUAUUUGCUUGACUUUGCGAAAAUCAACAAUCUGACGGCGGUCAACGCAAAAGGUAAAGCUCCGGAUUUGGCUACGACUUUCGACCUCGACAGCUUGAUCGAGGAAGUGACCAACUCUCUGUACGCUGGGCAUCGAUUUCCUAAAUCUGUCGACCAGGCUACAGGUCGCUUUCGACCCGGGAGUGUCGGAUCAUCCCAAGAAUCUGUUUCUGAAGCCAAGGCCCAAGAAAAGUUGUCAGUCGUCGUUCGCCUAGAAGAACAGGAUGCGUGGUGUGUUCGGUCAGUGUCGGGCGCAUGGAGACGCAUUGUCAUGAACCUGUUUGGCAAUGCGCUCAAGUUUACCAAGGCAGGAUUCAUCGAGAUGACCUUGUCAAGAUCCGACAUAGCUUCCGAUCCAAAGCACGUUCUUGCUCAUCUGUCAGUGACUGACACAGGGUGUGGGAUUUCUCCUGAUUUCCUGGAAAAUAGGAUCUUUACACCAUUUUCGCAAGAAGACAUUCUCUCGGAAGGUGUGGGCCUUGGCCUCAGCAUUGUACAGCAGCUUGUGACUUCCCUCGGUGGAUAUGUUGAAGUCAAGAGUGAAGUCGGAGUUGGAUCACAGUUCGACGUGUUUAUCCCCAUUCAGCGGCCCUGCGCAAGUAUGUCUACAGCCCAGGUUUCCGGGGACAAACAGCCUAAGAAGGUUUCUCUUGUCGGGUUCAACCCGUACGACGACCUAAAGAAGGGUCCAGCUGGCAUGUUGACAACAAAUGUCAAGCGGAAACUCGCGCUCCGACGGUCUCUCAGUAGCAUCAUCUUAACACAGCCCGGGUGGAUGGUGUCGUUUGCCGAUUCCCUAAGCAAUGCGUCGGGUGACAUGGCGAUCAUAGAGGAGGACAAACUUCGAGAAAUAGCCGCUAACGGGCCUAUUCGCACGGGGUUUGGUCAUAUAAUUAUUCUUGGUGAAUAUGGAACGCCUUUUGACAGCGACGAUAUUAUCAAGAAAGCGACCGUUGUCCAUGUUACUCAGCCCAUCGGACCACGGAAAAUUCUUGAAGCCCUGAAGAAAGCACGACCUUCUCCACAGGAGCAUGUCAGAGAAACUAAGCCCGCUAAGAUGUCCACCCUGGUCCACCAGUCAUCGAUGAAAAAGCAUCCAUUGUCGAACGUCUGGACUGCGAAGUCUUCUCCUUCUCCACCACCGCCGGAAAAGAAGGCAUCCCAAAACGAUCUCCAUGUUUUGAUAGUGGACGACAAUGAUAUCAACCUGAAGAUAUUGGAAACGUUCAUGCGCAAGCUUGGGACCAGCUACGAAAGCGCUACUAACGGACAGAUUGCCGUCGACAAAUAUCAACAGUCCGAACGUCGAUUCGACUACAUCUUAAUGGAUAUUUCCAUGCCCGUAAUGGACGGUAUUACUGCAUCCGCUAAGAUCCGCGAAUACGAACAAGAGAAAAGCUUUCCCCCAUCCGUUAUCAUGGCUGUAACAGGAGUUGCGUCGGCCGCGACACAGCAGCAAGCUUUUGAUGCCGGUAUCAAUGACUACUUGGUGAAACCGAUCUCACUUCACGAACUGAAACGAAUGAUGAAUAUCAAAUGA
Messenger RNA from Aspergillus chevalieri, 3510 nucleotides. RefSeq lists its product as uncharacterized. Gene Ontology annotation, molecular function: phosphorelay sensor kinase activity; protein binding. The record is from RefSeq and is a predicted model, not a curated record. Gene Ontology annotation, biological process: phosphorelay signal transduction system; phosphorylation. The coding region runs from base 1 to 3510 and encodes 1169 amino acids. Lineage: Eukaryota; Fungi; Ascomycota; Eurotiomycetes; Eurotiales; Aspergillaceae. The transcript has 7 exons.